AUGGAAAAUGUAAAGGAUAAUCACAAUCAAUUACAACUACUUUUACCUGUUCAACAGCAACAACAACAACCAUUGGUAGUAGUUGUAAAUGAAGGUGAAGAAAGCUUUCAAUUUGAUUUCUCAAGUGAUAAGAGUUUAAACAAUAACAAUAAUAAUAGUAACCAAAGUAAUAAUAAUAAUCAUAAUAAUACUACUACUACUACUAUUAAUAAUCAAUCAUUUAAUAAUAUACUUUCAACACCAAAAGAGUUUAUUAAAAAGAUUGCAAGAGUAGAAAAGAAGUUAGAUAGAUUCGAGAAAAAGUAUCUUGAAAAGGCAAUCAUUGUUAAUCUACAUCAAAGAGAUAAUCAUAAUCAUAAUCAUAAUAAUAAUCAUAGUAAUGAUACGAGUCGUGACAAUAGUAUAGUGAUUGAUGAAUCACCAAUAACCCAAAAGAGAAAGAAAUUAAAAACUGAUCUUUUGCCACCUCUUUUCUUUUCCACUCCUCAUCUACCUCCUCCCAUUCAAGCAACGACAAUGACAAUCGAUGGUGAUGGUGAGGAGAUCGAGGAUAAGGAGGAAAAGGAAAAGAGGAAAAGGAUUGAAGAGGCAGAAUCGGCAAAGAUAAUAGAAGAGGAGUUGAAAAGAAAAGAACAAUUGGAACAGGAGAAAAGACAACUCAAAGAGAAAAUGGUACGAUUCAAAGAUCAGUUGGUACAAGAGCUAGCAGUCAAGUUUCCAACCACCAGACUCAAAGAAGAUGAAUUACGUGGUUAUGCAUUCAAAGGGUUCAUAUCUCCAUUUCCAGGUGCAUCUGACCCUCAACCACAUUAUGGACUCAUCCGAUCAAAAGAGAUUGUACCACGAGUCAUCACAGAGACAUCAUAUGAUUGGUUUAAAUCGUUGUGGGCAACUCAAGUUCAUUUCUCGUAUUGUCUAGUCUACCAAUCACAUCUUCCACUUUCAUCAUCACCUCUUCUCGAACUAGUAGGUGAAGAUGAAAUAUCAUUUCUUCCAAAAUUGAAUCAUGUCGUUGGUAUUUGUAUAUAUAUUGAAACAACAGGAAACAUUGUAUAUUAUCUACCACUUAAUAAUCCUCAAGAAAAGAGUGUAAAAUAUCAAGUAACUAAAACUGGAAAAUUAAAUCAUAUAAAUGAUCCACUACAACAACAACAAAUUACAACAAAUACAACUACUGCUAUUGUCGUUGCCAAUAAUCAUAAUAAUAAACCAAUAAUAAUAGAUCAACAAAAUAAUACAAAUGAAUUUCUAGAGAAAUGUAGAAUAUUAACAAAAAUAAUAAUGGAAAAUCCAAACUCUUAUAAAUAUUUAUAUAAUUGUAGAGCUCAAAUUAAAAUGUUAAUGAGCAUGGAUAUUCAUGUUAAAAAAGGAAUAAUGGAUCCUAGGGUUGGGGCAUGGUUACUUGAUCCUGAUAAAUAUAAAGAUACAACAUUGGAUACUCUUGUUAGAGAGUUUAGUCAAGAUAAAAAAUUAUCUACAAAUGUUGAUGAAUUAAAUCAUUAUGAUAGAUCAUUUCAUCAUUGUUAUAGAUCAUUUGUUUUAAUGAAACAAUUAUUUACAAGAUUUCAUUUUAAUAGAGAUUUGUAUAAAAUAUUUAAUGAAAUGGAAAUGCCAUUAUUGGUUAUAUUGGCAAAGAUGGAGUAUAAUGGAAUUGGGUUUGAUGAUGCGACUUGUCAAAAUACAAAAUAUGAAGUACUCCAAAAACUACAAUAUAUUGAAGUCAAGGCAAGAUUGAUGGUUCCUGACUUGAAAUUUUCAAUGUCUAGCAAAGAGGACAUGUCAAAUAUCCUUUACAAUGUUUUGCGUGUGGUUGAUAUUCCAAAGGCAAAUAGAGGUAAAAUUGUGAAAAGACAUCAUUCUACCAAGGCGGCUAUACUCGAAGCAGUCCCAGAGGAAAAGGCUGCAUUUCCGAAAAUGUUGAUCGAAUGGAGAAAGUUGUCACAUCACCUGCUCAACUAUGUUCAUGUAUUAUUUAAAUUUGGUUAUUACAAUCCAGAUUACGAAAUGAUGAGAAUUUAUACAACCAUCAUGCAAACAAAUGUUCCAACUGGUCGUCUAGCAAUGACUUAUCCAAAUUUGCAAUCCAUUGCCAACGCAUUUACUUUUCGUGAAUCUCCCAUUUCAUUUAGUGAUGUAUCUACCAACAAUGUUAGCAAAGCAUCUUCAAGUGCUUCACAACAUUGUUCACCUCCCUAUGAUCAUCAUAAUGUUACAGUUGAUUAUUCCCCUUCCCCAAAUGAAAGUAAAAGUAUUGGUUCUUUAAGUACUUUAGAAUUAAAAGAAGAUAAUUGUAGAUUAAUUACAGUUAGAAUUAGAGAUUCAUUUAUACCAAGAAAAGGUUAUUUAUUUUUAUCAGCCGAUUAUAGUCAAAUUGAAUUAAGAAUUUUGGCACAUUUAUCAGAAGAUAAAUUAUUAUUGGAUGGAUUAAAUAAUCCAGAUUUUGAUUUUUUUAAAACCAUGUUUGUUCAAAUGAACAAAGGUACGAGGAUAGAGGAUGUAACUGCAGAGGAAAGAGAUAUAGCAAAGGAAUUAUGUUAUGGUAUUCUUUAUGGCAUGGGAACUUGGAGUUUGGCAAACAAAUUGGACCGGGACGAAAAGGAAGCCAGAAUAUUAAAAGAAAAAUUGUACAACACCUACCGCGAUUUAAUCAAGUAUAUUGAUAGUGUCAAGAAACGGUACCAUCAAGUAGGAUACGUCGAAACAUUUUAUCAUAGAAAGAGAUUUCUAGACAACAACACUAGAGACAAGGUAGAGAUUGAAAAGGAGAAAAGAAAGGCCGUCAAUUCUAUUCCACAAGGAACAGCUGCCGAUAUCAUCAAACAAGCAAUGAUAUCAAUUGACCGAAUCUUUGAAGAACAGAAAACACCUGCAUUGAUGGUACUCCAAAUCCACGAUGAACUUUUAUUUGAAGUUCGAGAGGAUUCAAAUGGAAGGAAUCAAAUUUUCAGAUAUAGUUUCAAUUCCAGUUAA
Molecule: messenger RNA, 2970 nt
Organism: Cavenderia fasciculata
Lineage: Eukaryota; Evosea; Eumycetozoa; Acytosteliales; Cavenderiaceae
Product: DNA polymerase theta short isoform
Exons: 6
Coding region: 1-2970 (989 amino acids)
Biological process (GO): double-strand break repair via alternative nonhomologous end joining; DNA-templated DNA replication
Molecular function (GO): DNA binding; DNA-directed DNA polymerase activity
Source: RefSeq, a predicted model, not a curated record